GGUAUGGGAAAGUUCUUGUUUCUGAUUAUUUAUUGUGCAUCUGCUCGACAACAAUAUUUUGUUUCUUUAUGAAAUUGGAGAUCAUAAUAAUUUUGUUUAAGUUAAAAUGGUCGUUCACUUGUCUAUUGGGUUUGAAUAUCUAUUUCAGUGUGUCUGAGACUCUCUCGCAUCUCCCACUUAAUAUUUCUAUUUUUGACAAACCUUUUUAUUAUUAAUAUGUAUUUUUCUGUGCAUAUAAUUAAUUAUAAUGAGUCAUGUGUUGCAAUCGAUUAAGGUGUGUCCAUUUCCGGAAAAUAAAACACAGAUGUCCGGGUUUGGUUUUUGUUUAGACAAAUUUAAUCACUUCCGGUAAAUUGGCGACCAAAGCUUCGCUUUGUAAAUUUUCACCUGUGUUACAGGUAAAAUUGCAUUAAAUACCUAUGUACAGAUAAAAAGAAUCAUGAUGCUAUAAAUAUACGGCAUAUAGUCAACAGAGACAAGACUUCAACUUUCUCUUUGUGACCAGGUCAAUUGAUAUGACUGUUUAUUAAACAAUAAAAUGGAACAAGAAGUUCAAAUCCAGAGCAUGCAAAGAGUGGUGAAAAGGAGAAAAAGUAGUAAAGAAGAUAUUAUUGACAGAAAGUUUGCCUGCAGUACCUGUGGCAAGGCAUUUAAACACAAACAUCAUCGUACUGAACAUGAAAGACUACAUACUGGUGAGAAACCUUACCAUUGUGAAUGGUGUGGCAAAAGAUUUGCCCAUUCUGGUUCCUUCAGUCAGCAUAGAAACCAAGCAUGGUGUAAGAAUGCCGAGGGUAGAGAUAGAGACAAGAAAAAGAGCAGAAGUAAAAGUGUGGAAGCAGAAAAGAAAAAGCCUAAUGCUAAAGUUUUAACUGCAAGACCAACGGAGCAGACAAUUGUUAAUCAUCCCCAUCCUCAAAUUGUUACUACGGAAACCAUUAAAAUAGAACCAUCAACUAAACAGACAUACCCCAUUUUAAACAGUCAGCUUUCACAACAAGCAUACCAUCAUGUACCAAGCACAACAAGUGAACAGUCCUACCAAGUUCCAAACACAUCUGUUGAACAAUCUUACCAGCAAGCUGCCAUUGAAACAAAAGACCUGUCUUAUCAUCAACAGAUAGCCAAAUUGUUACAAGGAGAAAAUGGUGUUCAGAUACCACCAGAAUUUGCACAGUCUGCUUCAGCUUGGCUUGUUGAUAAUGCCGCUAACAUGUUAGACAUUCAUUUAAGCAGUGUGGCCGAACAACAUGAACAAGCGGGAGGAAGUUCAAACGUGCAAUAUUUGUAUACAGUACCAGGAGAUCAAAAUACAUACUGUCUCUCAGGCAUUCCUUACGUUAACAAAGUUGUGGAGGCUCAGAAUGAAGGCCAGGAAGGGGAGAAAGGAACACUCAGUGGUGAUGGAAGCCAGUCUGCCUAUGACUGCUUCAAUAUUUUCAAUGUACAACCAAGAUCUGAAAGUGAGACUAUUAAAAAAGAGGGGGAGGCAAAGCCGGCCAAUACUGAGGAUUUCAGUGUUUUUAACGUACAACGUAAAAAUGACGCAGAAAAAGCUGCAAUGGAAGCUGGGGCCUUAGAAUCAUCAACAGCAGUUAACAAUUUACUAGAAUAUGCUGCUGCCAUAGAAAACAAUGCACGUCUACAUGAAGAACAGCAAUCUGUAGGAGAUGAUAUGGUAGGUGAGAUUAAAACUGAAGAUGGUGCUACAAACAAGUUACCUACUUAUGAUGAAGCUGUUAAAAAAGAAGAUGGAAUCAGAAUCCAGUACAAUGUCCCCAUCAAAACCGAACCACAUACCAGUGAAGAUACUAAACAGUUUAUUCCAGCCAUUUUACCUGUUAGCCAAGCAACAAUGAACCAGAAGUUACCGUUCCCAAUAAGUAACAUCCAAUGUGUUCUCUGUCAGGAAGAAUGUGCCAAUACCAAUGCCUUAGUGGAACACAUAAGGAACAAACAUUACUGUCAAGUAGCUGACCAGCUCUCCACAGCUAACCACACAGAAUCAUUGCAGGACAAGACAUCAACAACCAGUAGUGGGUUCACUAUGACAUCAUAGUUGACAUUUGGUGACAUCAUAUCUGACACUUGAUGACAUCAUAGCUGACACUUGGUGACAUCAUAGCUGACACUUGAUGACAUCAUAGCGGACACUUGAUGACAUCAUAGCUGACACUUGGUGACAUCAUAGACAGUACAAAACCAUGCAUUUUUUGUACAUUCCUAGAUAUAUCUUAUUGUUUGUUAUAUGUUUGUUUUUAUAUUGUUAUAACUUUUUGUGCACAUUCACAAAUUUGUUGAAAAUAGUUUCAAAGAUGUUCCUAUUUUUCCUGAAGUUUAUUUAUUUACAUACAUCUAAUUUCAGUUGUUGUGCAUUGAAAUUAAAACAGGAUUAAGAAAUACAUUGAAAAUUCUUUGACUGAUCGUAGGUCAUAUUUUGACCUCUCAUUUUCAUAUUCAGAUUUGAAGAAUUUUAUAAUCAAUAAUUAACAAGUAAAAAUGUAUUUGUUUUUUAUGUAGAUUAUAGGUAUAUAGGACAUCUUGUCAAUCACUAUAGAAACUAGUUAUUAUUACCAUGGUUACGAUUGAUCAAUUAUACAAAUUCUUAUUUGUAAUAAGAUAAUGAAAGUUCACUGGUAUCUUUAAAUGCAGUGUAUUUGUACAUGAUUUUUGACAUGUUGUUGAUGUUUCUUAAGAAGAAUGAUCUCAAAAUUGCAAUGUUAUGUUGUCCUAGUUUAAUUUUUUCUUUCUACUAGGAUUAUAAUUUCUUGCCUGUAUAUACACCUUUUACCUGGAUGUCAAUGUUACCACUUACAAGAGCACAAAACAAAUGUAUGUUGUUUUGAAUAUGUAAUACAUGUAGAUCUUUUUGUAAUUUUAGUUGUGGAUACAUGUGUUGAAAGUGACACAUUUAAUAUGAAAUAUGUAAGCACAAUGACUUCAUACUAUGAUUUAAUGCUUAUUCCUCUUGAGAAAAUUCAAAACAAAAUACAUGUAGGUUUUUAUCAACAUUUCACAGAUGAAAAGUAGAAAUCUAAAAGUUAAAUUAAAUAUUUCACCUUAAUUAUUUUGAAAAGUUGCUACACAAUCAACACUUCUUGGACCAUAGUGUAAAACAUUAAAGACAUUGUCAUGGAAAUAUAUCUGGGAUUUGUGUUUUAUUGAAAAACAUAUCUUGAAUGAUAUUAUUGUCCAUUUUUUUUUUUUAAACUUUAUUUAGCUGACAACAUUUUCAAAAAUCUAUUAAGUCACUUUUUAAGAUUAAGAUGAUUUGAGGAGAUAACAUUUAGAAAGUUUCAAGUUAAUUUUGGGUUUCAGUUCUUGUUUUCUUGAUACAUUAAAAAAAUAGUUUAAAAACUCAGUGAUUUGUUGCAAUAUAUAGUUAAAAUUGUCUCCCCUUAAUUUAAUAAGUUUGUUACCUCCCUUUGCAUUUUUUUUCGCUUGUUAAUGACUCUAAUUUUAAAAAAUCCAGGUUUAAAAAAUAGAUUGAAUAUUCAAGAAAGUAACGAUUUCUAAAUUAAAAUAAACAUGAUACUGAUUAAUAAAAUAAGUAAAAUACAAAGCACUCAUUGUUACUCUGACAAUAUAAAAGUUUCUAUCAACCCUGUAAUUGUUCAAAUAAUUCAAUGAUAAAAAAUGGUGUUAACAUUAUGUUAAAAUAAGACAUCUUUCAAAGUGUAAUGCAAAGAAUUCAUUUUGAAUUUUACUUGUUUUUAUUCAAAUCACAAAAAUUAUGUUCCAUAAAAGAAUUAUAUGUAACUACACUUUUAAGAAAGCCAAAAAUCAAAAUUUUUUUGAAUAAAACCUGAUGAUUUCUUAAAUUAGAGGGUUUUUACAAUCAUUUAAGAACUGUUCCAUUUAAACAUACAUGGUACUCAAGGAAGGCUCUUUCAAAAUGGGGUAUGGUGUGAAAUUUAAAAAUUGCACUUACAUUUUCUUUAUACUUGACACUUCAAUGGGCCGUCCUUGAGAACAAUGUAUAAUUUUAGGAACAGCCAUAAAAUAGAUCUGUAUACAUAUACUCAAUUUAAUUCUUAUGUUGUUGUUAUUUUAGAAAUGGUUGUGAUGAACUUCAUGAACAAAUGUGUUAAAUACACUGUUAAUAGAUGAUGAUCAAUCAUUAAUUAUUGAUAGUUAUAAUCAAACCGAUGUCUGUAUAUAGUUUUAUAAAUUGUUUCUUAUGUUUAAAAACAUGCCUCAUUUUAAAGAUUUUAUUUCAAAAGUUUGAUAAACUUGUAUAGCUAUCUUGUAGUGCAAAAUAAGAAUUUGCGUAAAACAGAAAGUGCAAAUAUUUUUUGGGGGGUUAUUUUUUUUAAAGUUUUUACAAAAUUCACAGAGAAAUGAUUUCAACUUUUGUGACCUAUGAACCUGACGUUGAUUAAGAGGACAUUUGUUUAUGUUUUUUUUACCAAGGGUGAUUUGAGAAAUGUUUAUCUACAAAUUUAUAUAUAUUUUUUUUGUAAAUGGUUGAUUUUUAUAGCUGUAUAAGUAGCUUUGUAUUGAAACAAUAAUCAAUAAUGGUAGCCAUGCCUUCUUUUUAAAGGUAAAACAAAAUAAUUAAAGUCACUCAACUUGAAGAUUCUCUUAUGUAUCAAUAACAAAAAAAGAAGUGAACAAAAAAUAUGAUUUGUGAGUUUAUUUUUAGAAGUAUUAUUGCACAAAUAUUGGUGAAUAUUGUUGAUAUUGGUGAAAAUUGUUGUAUGCAUAGUAUUAUUGCACAAAUAUUGGUGAAUAUUGUUGUAUUCAUAGUAUUAUUGUACAAAUAUUGGUGAAUAUUGUUGUAUUCAUAGUAUUAUUGCACAAAUAUUGGUGAAUAUUGUUGUAUUCAUAGUAUUAUUGCACAAAUAUUGGUGAAUAUUGUUGUAUUCAUAGUAUUAUUGCACAAAUAUUGGUGAAUAUUGUUGUAUUCAUAGUAUUAUUGCACAAAUAUUGGUGAAUAUUGUUGUAUUCAUAGUAUUAUUGCACAAAUACUGGUGAAUAUUGUUGUAUUCAUAGUAUUAUUGCACAAAUAUUGGUGAAUAUUGUUGUAAGGAGAUUGUAGGGAAAGUAUUAACCAAUAUAAGUGUAAUAUUUAUUUGUGUAAAUCAAAACUUUUCAGUUGACACAAACUAUGUAACCAUUAUUUACAUCAACAGUUUCAAACUAUAUUGCACUAAUACAAUACUGUGAAUGUAACACUGAGAGUUAAUUUCAAAUCGACAUUAAGAAAGGUUCUGGGAUCUUACAAUUUGCAACAUAACAUCAUUUUAUAAAUUUAGUUUUUCAUCCAGAGGUUAAAGGUUACAUCAGGCUGUUUUUAUGGAAUAACAUUUUUAUAAGUUAUCUUCAACUUUAAGAAUAUACAUUUUUUACGUGGAUUAGGACACACAAAACUUAUGCUUAUAGGUAGGGGUUGAAAGCUGUGUUUUAGUUGCCUAUAUAAACAUUCAAUGUAUCAUAGAUAAGAUGAUAACUAAAAAAAUAUUGAAAAUUUAAAGGGGAAAUUUGUUUUGAAUGACCUUAUUGUAAUGAGUUUGUUUUAUUUUUGUUUCUAUAUAUUAUGCAAAUAUAUACAGUGUAUACAUUAUUUAUACUAAAUUGUUGCACAAAUUAUAUGUAUAUCUUGUUUACUGCAAAUUAUUUUGUACAUAGAAUUAUUUUUACACCACAGAAAG
Molecule: messenger RNA, 5654 nt
Organism: Mytilus trossulus (common blue mussel)
Lineage: Eukaryota; Metazoa; Mollusca; Bivalvia; Mytilida; Mytilidae
Exons: 5
Coding region: 539-2059 (506 amino acids)
Source: RefSeq, a predicted model, not a curated record